UCUGAAGUUGGCAUUAUACGCAUAGUACGCAUGCGCAAGAUUCACAUACUCCCUAGCUCUAAAUAAGAGUUACAAGAGAAGCGAGAUGACGGACACACCUCCAAGUGAUGGCCCUGCUCCAGUGGCAGAUUUUGAUAUGAUGUCAGCACUCGAUUGGAAGGACGGCAUUGCUACGCUGCCAGGCAGUGACAUCAGGUUUCGGAUGACCGAGUUUGGGACGCUGGAGAUAGUGACUGAGGUGGAGCCGAAGGAGGAGGAGGCGGAGGACGCGACUCCAGCACCGGUAUCUACGUCCAACACCAGUCAAGAGGUGUCGGAGACACACAAGCCUCUCCCAGAAUCCCAGUCAGACAGCCAAGCACAGUCGCAAGCAGGAGCCCCUGAGGUGGAGGCCAGUGUGGAGCAGGGGAGCUGCAGGUCGUGCGGCGUCUCUGGAGCUUUGGACACUUUCCUGCAGGGCAAGUUCUGCAGCGCUGUCUGCGUCCAGCCCACUAGUGGCAGGUCCACCCCGGGGGAAGUGAGUGAGAUUCUGGGCAAGAGGGUGCGGAGGAAGAGGAAGAUGUUCAUGGAGUCUGACGACGACGAUGAAGACAACCAAGAGGAGGAAGAGGAGAAGUUGAAAGCCUGCAAGGGUAGAAGAGCAGCCAAACUGGCCAGAUUGGUAACAGCAGCCCCUACAAAGAAGCGUCCGUGGAGCUGGCAGGCGUAUCUGGAAGAGGAGAGAGCCACAGCUGCCCCUCUCAAGCUCUUCAAGGAGCAUCAGGCGUUCCCCCAGAGCAGAAAUAGUUUUAAAGCGGGGAUGAAGUUGGAGGGGCUGGACCCAGUGCACCCUUCUCUCUUCUGUGUGCUGACUGUCGCUGAGGUGCAGGGCUACAGGAUACGGCUGCACUUCGAUGGCUACCCAGAGUGCUACGACUUCUGGGUGAAUGCAGACUCCUGGGACAUCAAGCCUCCGGGCUGGUGUGAGAAGUCCGGCUUGAAACUUCUGCUUCCAAAAGGUUGUCGAGAGGGAGAGUUCAACUGGAGCACCUAUGUAAAGAACUGCAGAGGCCAGCUGGCUCCAAAACACCUAUUCAAGAGUCUCAAUACAUCGGUGACUCCUUCGGGUUUCCGUGCGGGUAUGAAGCUGGAGGCAGUGGACAGGAAGAACCCGGUCCACAUCUGCGUUGCAACCAUCUCCGCAGUCGUCGACAACCGCCUCCUCAUCCACUUCGACAACUGGGAAGACACGUACGAUUACUGGUGUGAUGCCAGUUGUCCGUAUAUCCAUCCUGUUGGCUACUGUGAGGAUGCAGAGUUGACGCUUACCACCCCCGCAGAAUAUAAGCAUCCAACUUCUUUCUCAUGGGAGCGAUACCUGGAAGAGACGGGAUCACAAGCAGCCCCAGCAAGAGCUUUCAAACAGAGGCCUCCCCAUGGCUUCCAGCUGGGCAUGAAGGUGGAGGCUGUGGACCGCCGCAACCCCAUGCUCAUCCGCGUGGCCACCAUCUCAGAUGCAGAGGACCAUCGAGUCAAGGUCCACUUUGAUGGCUGGGGUGAUGAGUAUGAUUAUUGGCUGGAUGCAGACAGCCCAGACUUGCAUCCAGUGGGCUGGUGCACGAAGACGGGCCACCCGCUGCAGCAUAUACAGAGUGGAUCUGAAUCUCCGCUCCUCCAAGGCCAAGGGUGCCCCACUCCAGGGUGCAACGGUGUCGGACACAUCCGUGGGCCCCGAUAUGGCACACACUACACGUCAGUGAGUUGCCCAUACUCCGACGUGAACAUGAACAGAGAUGCGCUGCUCCCGGACCGUCUGAGCGGAGAGAGGCCCGUCACCCUCUCUGGCCCCCAGAAGCCUCGCCGGGCCGACUCCCACACCAACUCGCACGCCCAGGCACAGGCGCAGGCACAGGCGCACACGCCCACACAGACUAAUGCACCCCCACUUCCAGCCAGCACUCCCGAGUCAAGUAACAGCAAUGACAAUCACGUGGCCCAGUCAAGGUCUCUGAAUGCAAUGAAGUGUGCUAAACUACAGCUGGUGAAGCAGGAAGGGGAGGGCAGAGGUGUUGGCACAGAAUCGCUGCAGCAGUUCCUGCAUGACUCUGUGUUUUGCGGCUGGGAGCCUCCUCACCUGAGCCUGAGCUGGGAGAAGCACGGCAAGCUGCUGCCGGAGGUCCAUGGCCUCACCGCCAAGCGGGUGUCCUCCUGGAGCACAGAGGAGGUGGCUGGUUUUGUGCGAGGGUUGCCAGGCUGCAGGGAACAUGCGGCUACCUUCCGUACCGAGCAAAUAGAUGGGGAGGCCUUUCUGCUUCUAACACAGUCAGACAUUGUAAAGAUUCUCAGUAUCAAACUGGGGCCUGCCCUCAAGAUCUACAAUUCCAUUCUGAUGCUAAAGAGUGCUGACGAGGAAUAAUAAGCCACACCCCUCAUUACCAAGAAACCUAUCCCCACCUCCGUUUACCUGUCGAUCACCAUGUUUGUGUGAUUGCACAAAAACGAUCAAAACCGAGCCAACUGAAUGUUGCGCACAGGUGCACACAGCAUAUUUCUAAUCGAAAUUCAUUGUAAUGUUUCAGUGAGCAUGUGUGCUGCUUCGAUUUGCUGGCUUUUGAUCUUUUGUGUGCCAUCACAAAUGGGGUGAAUGGCCAGCACAAGUGAAGAAGCCUGCGACCAAUCAACAAGCGGGAGUUAAACAAAGGUCUUCCUGUAUGACAGUGUUUUUAGGCUAAAGCCAGCUUGGUCAAACAUUUUAUUCUCCUUUAAUUUAAUAAAAUGGACAAGUGAUGUUUUAAUAACUGAACGAGGAAUGAACAAAUGCCACAGAGCUUUUACUUGAAAUUAUUAUGUUAAUGUUUAAAACAUGCUCUGUGUUCGUGCAAUGUGAGUGUAAACAUUUUUUGUUGAUUUCAACAUAACAUUUGUAAAAAGGAAAAAAAAGAAGUGAUUGUAUAGUGUACAGAAUGAUUGAAUUACUGUAUAGUGUACAUAAGGAUUUGAGUUGGUUCUUUAAUGUACAGAAUGAACCUUGAUUGGUUUUUAGUGAUGUACAGAAUGUGCAAAGUGGAUGUUUUAGUGUACAGAAAGAAUGCCAGUCACAGGCACCCUCGCGUCUGAAGAAUUAUGAGUUGGAGUGAACAGCUUUGUGCUGGGAUAGUGUUGGGUUACAGAAAAAUAAAUGGUCUGACCAUU
Engraulis encrasicolus (European anchovy) is the source of this 3171-nucleotide messenger RNA. It is a transcript of the gene l3mbtl1b, whose product is annotated as L3MBTL histone methyl-lysine binding protein 1b. The transcript is spliced from 21 exons. The record is from RefSeq and is a predicted model, not a curated record. Lineage: Eukaryota; Metazoa; Chordata; Actinopteri; Clupeiformes; Engraulidae. Gene Ontology annotation, molecular function: chromatin binding; histone binding; zinc ion binding. Gene Ontology annotation, biological process: negative regulation of DNA-templated transcription. The coding region runs from base 86 to 2395 and encodes 769 amino acids. Gene Ontology annotation, cellular component: nucleus.